GACAUCGGAUGCUUUGAAGGAGGUUUAUUUUCAGUUAAUUGUUAGAGAAAUGUUAGUUUGAAUCGAUGCAUUUCACGGAAUUGAAGCAGAUACAGCACGAGCACGACGAAUGCUGCCGUGCACGAGCGGCCUGGUGCGCCGCACCAUCGCGGAAGAGGAAGCUCAGUGCGCCUAUAACUGUCAUGUUCUCACUGAGGUGCAAACUGUGCUGGACGAGAUGGUGUAUGACGUGGAGAGCUGCGAGCACGAAUGCGAACUCGUGAAAUUGCGCCAGCAGUUGGCUGCCACAGAGAGCUCGCUGUUAGAGUAUCAAGAACGGGAAAGUGAACUGAUACAUGAGAGACAGCAGGCGUACGAUUAUGCAGUGAAGGUGGAGCAGGAGGGUAGAACGAUCAUGAGCAAGUUGAAUGGACACCUGACUGUGGUUGUAACGGAGCUCGCCAAGAAGGAAGUAAUGGAAAAGGAACUACAACAAGCGAAGGAGCAGUUGAAACUCACAGGACAACUCUCGAAAGAGUUGGCUAGCGCACAGCGAGAGAUCCGAGAGUUGCGGCGAGCUAACGAUAUCCAGUACAUCCUCAGGAGAAACAACUCGGUGCCAGCGAAGCUUGUAUCGGACUCGAAGAUACCACCACGAGGGAAUCAUGCGCCUGCACGCGCCAUGUCCGUCCCUGGGAGAUUACCUGCUGCAAUGAAGGACGGGGUAAACGUCUUCUCACCAUUACCGGAUAACGUUAUGCUCAAGUUGUUUUCCUUCCUGGACGAGGACAGCAUGGUCGCGAUUAGUGUCACUGAUAAAGUACUGGUGAGGCGAGUGAAUGUCAUGUUUGGAGUGACGACACCUUCCAGCUUGGCGAACAGCGCUUCCCCUGCUCCAGUUAAGCGACCAGCAUCCCCUCCACCACGGAAGUCGAAGAACCGAAGCCUCAGCUUUAUCGGAUCAUCAGAAAAGGACAAGGUAACGACAUGGUUGUUGCUCUGCGUCUCGGUUAUGCUAAUACUGUGCUUGCAUUUGAAGCUCUCGAAGGUGGACGCGAUCGUGAAAUCACUAAAACCUGACCAGAUCAAGCUAUUCCACGACAUGUCAACCAGAGUCAAGACAUUAGAGGCCCACCUGGCUCAAGUGCAGACCGAAAAGGAAGAUGUGGCUGCAAGACUGUAUAGUGCAGAAAGCGUUCGUGACUUUCUGAUGGAGAAACUAAAAGACUUGGAAGACACGCUUGCCAACAGCAUGACGACGACAGCUAAAAAGGACGAGCAGGCCGCUGUGGACCGUGAGAUUAUUGGCUUCCUGGAUGCUAAAACGCAGGAGUACGAAGUCGCACUGAAGGAGUACGCGCACCAGAACAACGAUCUUCGUAUGGAACUCGCCCAGCUGCAAGAAGAUCAUGCUUCCAAGACAACGAUCAUCCAAGACAUGGUUGAGCUGCUCACCGACGAGAAGAAGGAGCUGGAAGCGCAGAUCCGAUCGCAGCGUAAGAUCCUGGUCCGCGAAGUCAAGGUACUGCGCGCGCAGAACCAGCAACUUAUCGCCGAGAAAGACCACUAUUUCACGCAGCUCAAGCAACUCAAGCACGCACUGCAGCACCUCGAGGAGCUUAGCUAGCGUUUCCGUAAUCACAUGAAAGUUGAAAUGGUAAUCGUCGCUCUUAUAAAAUUAAACCCCGCUUUAAUAACAUCAACAUUCGAGAA
Molecule: messenger RNA, 1692 nt
Organism: Phytophthora nicotianae INRA-310
Lineage: Eukaryota; Oomycota; Peronosporomycetes; Peronosporales; Peronosporaceae
Exons: 6
Coding region: 110-1606 (498 amino acids)
Source: RefSeq, a predicted model, not a curated record